This is a messenger RNA of Macaca mulatta (Rhesus monkey), 5233 nucleotides long. Lineage: Eukaryota; Metazoa; Chordata; Mammalia; Primates; Cercopithecidae. The record is from RefSeq and is a predicted model, not a curated record.
UCGGCAGUGCCCUGCCUCAGUGACCUUGGCUGGGACUUACCUUUCCAGACCCUGUCUUCUCUUCUGUAGGAUGGGGAUUCAUGCCCUUGUUCAUUCCACAGGUGAAAUUGGGGAGAGCCUCUUUUAUGCCAGGCAGUAGGAAGACAAAGGCCAAAGUGGGCAUGAGAUGGGCGUGUUUGAGGCCCGGCAAGGGGGCGCCAUGGAGCAGCAGUGAGGGUGGGGGUCCCAGGGGCCAUUCUGAGUCAGGGUGAACCAGGGCCAGGCGGUGAGGUUCUUAGCGUCGUUGAUUUUAUUUAAUAGCGGUGGUGGACGACAGGAUCUGAUUCAGGUUUUAAAAGAGAACCCUCUGAGAUGACCCCCUCUCAGGGUGGAGCAGAGCUCCCCACCCCUUCCGUGGGCCGCACAAUGACUUGCUUCCUGAAAGUGCCCUGUGGACAGGGCGUGGGGUACCUGACGCGCAGCGCCUCAGCCAGGUGAGGAAGCCCCACUGCAGUGACUGGCACGGGGCUAGCAUGUGCACUGGGUGUAAGGGAAGGAGCAGACCACUGAGCUUCAGAGGCCCCCCCGCUGUGAACCUGAAACCCCAGUCCAACCACAAGAAGACCAUCAAACCCAAAGAGAAAGGCGUUCCGCAGAAUACCUGGCAAACACUUCUCAAAACCGCCAAGCUCAUCAAAAAAAAGGGAAGGUUGGGAAAUUGGAAGAGCCCAGAGGCACCUAAGACGACCAGCUCAGUGCAUGUGGGGUCCUGGGUGGAAUCCUGGACCAGCAAAAGGGCAUUAGGGGAAAGUUAGGAAAUCCAGAUCAAUCAUGGUGUUUACUUAAUAAUAAGAUAUCAGUAUUGGUCCAUUAGUUAUGAGAAAGGUACCCUACUAGUGUAAACUAUUAACAUUUCCCAGGGGAAACUGGGUCCAGGUAUAUGGGAACUCCUUGUGUGGUUUUUUUUUUUUCUUUGAGACAGGGUUUGGCUCUGUUGCUCAGGGUGGAGUGCAGUGGUGCAAUUGCAGCUCACGGUAACCUCCAACUCCUGGGCUCCGGCAAUCCUCCCACCUCAGCCUCUGUACUGUCUUUGCAAAUUUUUAUGUAACUAUCAACUGUUGUAAAAUUAAAACUUUACUGAAUAUAUGCAUAAAAUAAGGAACCCCCUGACUUCAGUGGGGAGAGCAGACUGAGAGGGACAAGAGUGAAGUCACAGAGACUCGUGGGGGCCCCACAGUGGUGCAGGUGGGCGCUGUGAGCGGCCUGUUGGUAGCAGUGGAGAUGGAGAAAGAUGAGUCGAUUUCAGUGUCAGGACAUGCUUAUAGCUGGCGAGGAGGUGAGGGAACGGGAGGAAGCCUGAAUGAUGUGUGGAUGGAACCAGUGGAUUUUUUCCAAUAGAUUUUUCUUUUUGGGGAAAGAUAAAUGAAGGGCACAUUUGAGGUGUGUGGCCAAGGGUUCUUUUUUGGCUGGAAUAUCACUGAGCCCCCUGGGAUGUUACUGAGCUCACUGGUCCUCAUGGAAAUGCCAUUCCAGGGACAGGUGAGUGUGAAGACCCAGGCGAGGGAAGUGCUGGCAUGUAAGUGGAUUUAAAGCAUGGGGUGGGACCAGAUCAUCUAGGGAAGGAGGUAGUGAUGGAGAAGAAAGAGGGCCUGGCCCAGAGCAGUGGGACCUCCAACAUCCAGAGACCUCACAAGGAGGGGCCACAGCGAGCCCACAGAGACCAGCCAGGGAGGGAGCAGGACACCUGGAGGACGAGGUGACCAAGACACCAGAGUCAAGUGUUUCCAGAUGCAAGGGUUUGUCGUUUGUGUCCAGCUGUGGGCACUGAAGGCAAGAACAGAGAAGUGACCGAGGGUUUUGCCAUCACAGAGGUUGCUGAUGGCCCAAAUCUCCGUGGAGUGUGGGUCUGACUGGGGAGGUGGAGGGAGACAGGCAGUGGAGGCAGGAGACAGCUCUUUCCAGAACCUUUGCUGGGGAAGGGGAGCAGAGACAUGGGCUGGGGCUGGAGAGAACCCGGGACAAGGCAGGUCCUUUACAGGUGAGGAGACGCCUGCACCCUGCUGUGGUGAUGGAGUGAUUCUGUGCAGAGGGAAGAAAACUGCAAAAUUCCGCACAAGUUGGAGCAGGGAGCUGGAGUGGGGGAGGUGGAGAGGGCAGGGAGAUGCAGAGGACAAGGCUGGAGACUCUUCAGAGCGGGGACCCUUCCUGAUGAAGGUGAGGGAUAGUGUCCCCACUCUCACAGUGAGGGGUGAACCUGAGCUCUGGGGGACUGUAGUGGGGGGGGCACUCACUCUCCGUGUUGUCACAGGAUUAAAGGAGGGUGCUUGGCACAGAGUGAUGCCCAGUGAGGGUGGUCAUGACUGUCGGUGUCACCCAGCAGCGCCUGCUCAUUAGAUAUUUGCUGUCUCUAAUGAGCUGGGGAAGCUGGGGGAAGCUUGGGCGGGGCGGUUGGAGUUUGUGCCUGAGGCUCCACUGGGGCAGAAGGGGAUCAGGCCGGUGCCCUCCACGUGGAGCCUGACCUCAACUCUGUCCUGCGCCCUGGGCCUGUGCGCUGGACACGGAGAACUGACACGGGGGCCCCCAGCCCAGGGCGGAGCGGGGGAGCGGCCCCCUCCCUGUGGUGGGUCGCGGGCCUGGCCUAGAGCCUGCGCCUGGCGGGGGAGACCUGCUGGGCGGGAGUGCGUCAGGGCGCUGGCGUCCUCUCUGCUCUGUGACGCGGGACCCCGGGGCGCACGCGGGGCGCACACCGCCUCUCCUGGCCUCUGACCCGGGCCAACCAUGGCGGCGCUGCGGCUCCUGGCGUCGGCGCUCGGGCGCUGGGUCCCCGCCCGCGGCUCAGGGCUCGCGCUAUCCCAGGGCUGCGCCCGCCGCUUUACCACCAGUCCCCGGCCCCGCGCCAAGUUCUACACGGACCCGGUGGAGAUGGUGAAGGACAUCUCUGACGGGGCGACCAUCAUGGUCGGGGGCUUCGGGCUCUGCGGGAUCCCCGAGAACCUGAUCGCCGCGCUGCUCAGGACCGGCGUGAAGGACUUGCAGGUGGUCAGCAGCAACGUGGGCGUGGAGGACUUCGGCCUGGGCCUCCUGAUGGCCUCCAGGCAGAUCCGCCGCAUCGUCUGUUCCUACGUGGGUGAGAACACGCUGUGCGAGAGCCAGUACCUGGCAGGAGAGCUGGAGCUGGAGCUCACACCCCAGGGCACCCUGGCUGAGCGCAUCCGCGCGGGGGGCGCCGGGGUACCCGCCUUCUACACCCCCACGGGCUACGGGACCCUGGUCCAGGAAGGGGGCGCCCCCAUCCGCUACACCCCAGACGGCCACCGGGCUAUCAUGAGCCAGCCCCGAGAGGUGAGGGAGUUCCAAGGCGACCACUUCCUUUUGGAGCGCGCCAUCCGGGCGGACUUCGCCCUGGUGAAAGGGUGGAAGGCCGACCGGGCAGGAAACGUGGUCUUCAGGGGGAGCGCCCGCAAUUUCAACGUGCCCAUGUGCAAAGCUGCAGACGUCACGGCGGUGGAGGUGGAAGAGAUCGUGGACGUGGGGACUUUUCCCCCAGAAGACAUCCACGUUCCAAACAUUUAUGUAGAUCGUGUGAUAAAGGGGCAGAAAUACGAGAAACGGAUUGAGCGCUUGACGAUCCGGAAAGAGGAAGAUGGAGACGCCAAAAUCAAAGAGGACGCCAGGACGCGCAUCAUCAGACGCGCAGCUCUGGAAUUUGAGGACGGCAUGUACGCCAAUCUGGGCAUAGGCAUCCCCCUGAUGGCCAGCAACUUCAUCAGCCCCAGCAUGACCGUGCAUCUUCACAGCGAGAACGGGAUCCUGGGCCUGGGCCCGUUUCCCACGGAAGAUGAGGUGGAUGCCGACGUCAUCAAUGCAGGCAAACAGACCGUCACGGUGCUUCCCGGGGGCUGCUUCUUCGCCAGCGACGACUCCUUCGCCAUGAUCCGAGGGGGACACCUCCACCUAACCAUGCUCGGAGCCAUGCAGGUUUCCAGAUACGGCGACCUGGCAAACUGGAUGAUCCCUGGCAAGAAGGUGAAAGGCAUGGGCGGUGCCAUGGACUUGGUGUCCAGUCCGAAGACCAGAGUGGUGGUCACCAUGGAGCACUGCACAAAGGACAACAUCCCUAAGAUCAUGGAGAAAUGCACCAUGCCACUGACCGGGAAGCAGUGCGUGGACCGCAUCAUCACUGAGAAGGCCGUGUUUGACGUGCACAGGAAGAGAGGGUUGACGCUGACGGAGCUCUGGGAGGGCCUGACCGUGGACGACGUCAAAAAGAGCACGGGGUGUGCCUUUGCUGUGUGCCCGAACCUCAGGCCCAUGCAGCAGGUGGCACCCUGAUGGGACCCAGAUCUGGGGGGGGGGUGCACUCCUCAGGGGGUCCCACCGGGUUCCUCAGGGGACGUCGGUUACCGCAGGAAUGCAUUUACCCAGCGCUGGGAGGUGUUUGCUGCUGGCCUCCAACUUUCCUCCCUAGGUGGACUGUGCUCCUCCAGAGAGCUGCGACUUUAAUUAAAAACAACAGGAAAACAGAUCAGCUCCUUACUGUGUUCCUCGAGCACAGCAAGGCGCAGGUCUGCAGUGGUGAGGAAUGGGUGUCCGCUUUGCUCUGUGAUGUUUACACAGAGCGUGCACAGCACGAGCGCAUAAACAGCAGGAUUUCAUUCAAGCGCCUCCCUGGUACUCGAACCAUGAAAUGGGGAUAAAAACUGAUGAGGGAGAAAAUCACUCCACCCAGAGUACACCUAAAGAGCCAUUUUACUACUGCAGUGAGAAAUAGGCGAGCAAAGAUACAGAAUUUCGCUGAUAUUUCUUCUGGGGCCUUUCUUGUUAGAAUUUGUUUCCAUGAAGCCUCCCCUCCUCCUCCCACAUCUCUCCUCCUGGGACCUAUCAGAUGUCAAACUUCUAGAUGUCUCUAGAAGGAAAGCAGGACCAUCUCCAAGGGAAGGGACCGGGUGAUGGGAGAGACUGAGAGGGGAGAGGCUGCGGGUGCUGAAAUCCACCAGGAAGCUUCCUCUAUCUGUGUGUGGCCAAAGGCUACAGCCUAGGACAGGAGGAGUUCUAGAACCCUAACCAAGGGACUAGAUGAGUUUUCUCAACUUCAUUUGAAUUGUUCCUGCGUCAUCCAGACCAGACAUUUAGGCCUUCCUCUCUGGGAUGGAGGCCCAAACUGGCCGCUUGUGUGAUGAACCGUUGUAACCCAAGAGGCUGUGAGGCAUUUCCUCCUGAAUCUAUAGUCUGAAAAACUAAAAUUAAGAAAAGA